Messenger RNA from Rhodofomes roseus, 531 nucleotides. Its product is annotated as Flavinator of succinate dehydrogenase-domain-containing protein. Gene Ontology annotation, cellular component: mitochondrion. Gene Ontology annotation, biological process: mitochondrial electron transport, succinate to ubiquinone; protein-FAD linkage; mitochondrial respiratory chain complex II assembly. NCBI's taxonomy places the organism in Eukaryota, Fungi, Basidiomycota, Agaricomycetes, Polyporales, Fomitopsidaceae. The transcript has 2 exons. The record is from RefSeq and is a predicted model, not a curated record. The coding region runs from base 18 to 485 and encodes 155 amino acids.
GCUCAUCCACCACCACCAUGGCGCAUCUGCUGCCCGUCCUCUCGCAAUGCCGUCGAACAUUGUUCAACAGGUUGAUUACGACAACAGCGGCGCGCUUCGCCGACCCAUGGCUGCUACCGGGCACACCCGAGCACAUUGCGCAGACAACGUCGCCCGCAAACGCACCUCCGCCGGAACCCCUGCCGCGACCGGGCGAGGCGGUCGAGACGAUGCGCGCGCGGCUCGUGUACCAGGCGCGCAAGCGGGGCACGCUGGAGAGCGACCUGGUGCUGAGCACGUUCGCGAAGGACCAGCUGGGCGGGAUGGAUGAGGCGGAGCUGCGCGAGUUCGACAAGCUUAUGGACGAGCCGGACUGGGACAUCUACUACUGGGCGACGGGCAAGAGGGCCCCGCCGGAGCGGUGGGCGAACUCGAAGCUGUUGGACAAGUUGCGUGUGCACGUCCGCAAUGAGGGCAAGGCUGUCAGACGGAUGCCGGACCUGUAACCAUAGCCCACAAUUACCUAUGUAUAUUGCGUCCAGGAGAAGAAAG